AUGGCCCCAAUUGAUGAUGCGAUUGCAGACUUGAACUCGCGAGAACCAGGAGAAAAAUACACGCUAAGAGAGGUUGCUGAAAAAUGGGGCGUUAAUCGCUCGACGCUCGGGCGGAGGUGGCGACGUGUGACAGGGUCAAAAGAAGCUAGUAACGCCCAACGACAAGCACUCAGCCCACAACAGGAAUCGGAGCUUGUACUAUAUAUUGAAAAGCUUACCAAGAGAGCUCUACCACCUACAAGGCGAAUGAUCCAGAACUUUACAUCAGCAAUAGCUAAACGAAAGGUUAGCGAGAGCUGGGUUACUCGCUUCAUCAACCGACAC
Bipolaris oryzae ATCC 44560 is the source of this 324-nucleotide messenger RNA. RefSeq lists its product as uncharacterized. The transcript has a single exon. The record is from RefSeq and is a predicted model, not a curated record. The annotation marks the transcript as partial. Lineage: Eukaryota; Fungi; Ascomycota; Dothideomycetes; Pleosporales; Pleosporaceae.